This is a messenger RNA of Malurus melanocephalus (red-backed fairy wren), 7547 nucleotides long. It is a transcript of the gene SUSD6, whose product is annotated as sushi domain containing 6. The transcript has 8 exons. NCBI's taxonomy places the organism in Eukaryota, Metazoa, Chordata, Aves, Passeriformes, Maluridae. Bases 368 to 1303 code for a protein of 311 amino acids. The record is from RefSeq and is a predicted model, not a curated record.
GGCGGCGCUCCCCCGGUGCCCCCGCGGGGAGCCCUGCCCGGCUGCGGCCCCGCACGGAGCUCGCGGUGCUCGGGGCUGCGGCGGGAGCCCUUCCCCGCCCGGCUGCCCGGCCGCCUCCCUUACAUAAUGUCACCUGUGGUACCUGCGGCUCCCUCGUGUCACACCAGCGGGUGGUCGGCGGUGACGGCAGAGCGGGGCUUUCUCUGAGUCCUAGGUGUGUGAAUCAACCUAUCAUCACUGGAUCGUCGGUUUAAUCUUGCUAACCUGACAACCGUUGUACGCGGGUUGUGUCCAYACCAGACUGAGGUGCUCCUGAUCAACCAGAUCUUUCAGGAUUUUUUUAGAAAGAAACUUUGGUGUGUAAAARAUGUGCCAUGGAAUGGUAGCACCAAAGAGCAACACAGGAUCAUCUCUUUCCUUGACUAGCCAUGGGUUAUUUCGUCUGCUAGUUAUCUUUGGUACCUUUGUCUUGGAAGCACAGUCCACAGGUUGGCUAAGCAAAUCCAAAGGAUCUGCAUAUUGUCCCCAGCCACCACAACCUGAGAAUGGAGGCUAUAAAUGCCACCCUAGCCCCUGCAGCAACCCUCUGACUUCAGGCAGCGUCAUAGAGUAUCUGUGUGUUGAAGGAUACAUGCUGAAAGGAGAUUAUAAAUACUUGACCUGCAAGAAUGGGGAGUGGAACCCAGCCAUGGAAGUCAGCUGCAGGCUCAGCCCAGAAAAGGACUCUCCUCCGACAAUUGGAGUGCCCACGCUGUCCAUAGUGGCCUCCACAGCGAGCUCCGUUGCCCUGAUUCUGCUGUUGGUUGUGCUGUUUGUUUUGCUGCAGCCGAAGCUGAAGUCGUUCCAUCACAGCAGGCGAGACCAAGGUGUGUCUGGAGAUCAGGUCUCUAUUAUGGUGGAUGGUGUCCAAGUGGCCUUGCCAUCCUAUGAAGAAGCAGUGUAUGGCAGCACAGGGAACUGCAUUCCACCCUCGGACUCCCGAGUGCAGAUCGUGCUCUCGGAGGGAGCUGGACAGAAUGGACCCAGAGAGAUGCAGCAGCCGGACCAAGGGGCUCACAAUAGCUUUGAAAGAGAAGAUGAAGCCCCUGGACAUUCUGGACUAUGUGAAGCCAGUGGCUCUCAGCGCUCUGAAACUGUUCUUGUGCAUCAGGCUGCUACCUCCUCCUGGGUAGCUGGCAUGGCUAGCAGUAGACCUGUACACAAAGAGGUCCAAGAUUCAGAAAGCAGUGACAUACAGAGCCUUUUAUCACUCACUUCCUCUGAGGAAUACACAGAUGAUAUUCCCUUAUUGAAGGAAGCAUGAGGUCUGCUGUGUUUGUCUGGUCUUCUCUCCAUCUUGGAUUUCUUCCUCCUCCCCUCUCCCUACCUUUGGGACAGAAGYACUCUGUGCAGUCUUCCCUAUCCUCGCGAGCUGUACCCUGGAUACCUCCAAGAAGAGAUGCCCUCAGCUGAAGAUCCAAAGGAUGUCGCCAGGUUGCCUCCUGGAUGCACCAGUGGAGUUGGUGCAGCGCUGGCUUCCCCAUUCCAUCAGCAUCAGGGGCUCAAGGAACAGAGUGGAUUGAGCUCUCCUCUUCUUUUCCCUAGCCAGAUGUUUGACAGCAGUCUCUGAAGAGCUGCUCUUUUCUUGUGCCUUUCUCCUCCUCACACCGGCUUGUUGCAGCUUAUCAGCCUUUCUAGCCCUUCUGCUGCCCAGAGAGCAGGGGCUAAACUCGCUUGCUCGCUGGGUGCAGACACAGUUGAAAUAUACGUAUAUAUGUUAUAUAGGCUCUUCCAGCAUCCUCUUUGUGAUAGGGCAGGACAAAACUCCUCACUGGGACUGAAAUUGGGCUUGGGAGGGAUUGCAGUUCAGGGGCAACUUGUGAUGUCCAGAAGUACCUCAGAUGAGAUGGGCUGUGUGCAGCUGAGSUGUGCAGGAAUAGGUCACUGAGAGUUGCUAAAGAACUGAAGGCUGAGAAGUCCAACAUGUAGGAAAGCCCCAUCUCUGCAGGAUUCCAUUCCCAAUUGUCUWCUUCUUCCUUUACCAGUGCAGCCCACUGGGAGAAGUUCAGGUGUUUGAAAAUAUUAAGACAAAAAAAUUACUGUAGGUAAUGAAUUCCUAGUGCCAUUGGUACAAUCCCAAAUUAAUUUUCCAGCCACAGUAGGUACUUGAAUCCUGGGCAGCUGCCAUCUCAGAGGCUGGUGUGUCUUCCUAGCUUUAUACAGCAAAGGGUCUGCUGUUUUAACCUGGUGAGCUCCAGUGGGCUGACAGAGAAGGGCUCCUCCCUUGUGGCUGGGGGUAAGCAGCAUUCGUACAGCCUCUCCUAAAUACAGCGCCAGCCUGUUGCUGUGAGGGAAGGUCGAGUACACUGACAGCCAUGCUAGAGGACACCACAGCUCAUUCCUGAAAUUUUCAGUAGUUUCAASUUCUGAUAGUAGGGAAGAGAAAAUUCAGAAAUAUGUGUCCCUAACUGCUCCCCACAGUUAUCUACAGCAGGUCAGAAUGUCCAUGUUAAGACUCCAUAUCUGCAGGGAGCCGCAUUUGUCUGGAGCAGGUGGUCCAAUCUGAGUGCUAUGGUGGUUGUAAGGUUCUUCACUGKUGUGGUCUGGACACUGUUCCAUGGGAUUGGUUUCAGCAAGAAGAGUUGGCUUGUUAGAUGCAUGUACCUUGUCAUAACUGUCUUGAAGUAACCAGGGAAGCAUUCACCCUGUGAGAAGCUGCUAAUUUUUGAGUUGAAGAGGCAAAAUGUCAUGGCCUUUUACAYCAUGUGGUAAUGUACAACUAAAUAGGGAUGCUGUCUUUGCUGCUUUGCUUUUAGUUUACGAUCCUUACCAUCCUUAUUCUUGUUGCUACAGUAAAAAACCAUUACAACACUUGAUAAAAGUGACACAACAUCUUUACCUAUAAAAUCACUGUGGCUUAGCUCCAGUUCCUUGAGGUGGGCAUUGGCCAUAGUAUCUAGCUGUGUAUCUGCUAUUCUUUUUCCUGAAGAGCUGUUAAAUCCCAGGGYACAUGGAACAGUGUGUGCUUGUGGAUGGAAGUAUCCUUUUUUCCCUAUCCUUGUUAUAGAGGGAUGCUAAUUUAAAAAUACAGUGUUUUAAACAWCCUUCCCUGUUGCUCAUGUUACCUUGCAUUAACACAAGAAUUUGAUAAAUCCCAUUUGGGUGGUUUAGGUAUUUUUUGUUCAGUUUGGAUGGUGAGAAUCCUAUGUUAUUUUACAAUGCGCUGUGGUGUCUCAGCUUCAAGCACUGUAGAAGACAAAUGCUGUUUACACAUCUGCUAUUGGAAUUUAAAAAAAUAAGCAUGGGAACAACUAUUUAGCUUUUUGAUUGUUGGAAAUGGUCUAAGCUUUAGUAAAUUCUCAGUCAUUGGUUUAUCARGGCUGAUGGAGGGGUCCAUCAAGUGUAGUAGUAAGGGAGUGAGGAGRAAAGUCUGUGCGACUUCUUUCCUGCUGUCUGACCAGCUCGGAGCAGGAGUUGCUUUUUAUGCAUUUAUGUCUUGUCUGGUCAAACUGACCCUCAGCAGUUCAAGGUAUAGAAGCUGGGAAUGUGCUGCCUUCCUGCAAAGGGCGGUGCUAGUGCCGGGUUGGUGGGAGAAGCUGGAAUCUGUACCCAAGGCCUGACCUUGCUCUGGACAAGCACCUGCACCACCAGCAGAGGACACAUCCUCUGUKGCCUGAUCUCCUCUCUGCUGUUGUAAAGCAAGCAGCUGCCAGCUUGGGAGAGGAARUUCAAUUUGGGUGGGGAAGAAAAGGAAGCAAGCUGUACAAAGASGUAGUGCUUUAAUUUCACAGAAUUAAUUAGGCUGGAAAAUACCUUUGAGAUCAUUAGGUCCGACUGAUGACUGAACACCAUCUUGUCAACUAGACCAUGGCACUGAGCGCCACAUCCCGUCUUCUCUAAAAGGCCUUCAGGGAUAGUGAUUCCACUACCUCCCUGGGCAACCCAUUUCAAUGCCCAGUCACUCUUUCUGUGAAGAAUUUCUUCCCAAUGUCCAGCCUAAACUUCCCCUGGUGCAGCUUAAGGCUGUGUCCUCUUGUCCUGUCACUGGUURUCUGGGAGAGGAGACCRAUCCCCACCAGGCUGCAUCCUCCUUACAGGGAGUUGUGGAGAAUGCUGGGGUUCCCCAUCAACCUCCUCCAGGCUGAACAACCCCAGCUCCCUCAGCCUCUUCAGGAUUUGUGCCCYGGACCCUCCACCAGCCUUGUUGCCCUUGUCUGGAUAUGUUUGAGCAUCUCAAUGUCCUUCCUAAACUGAGGGGACCAGAACUGGACACAGCACUCAAGGUGCUGCCUCCCCAGUGCUCAGUACCGGGGGACAAUCACUGCCCUGGUCCUGCUGGCCACACUGUUCCUGAUACAGGCCAGGAUGCCACUGGCCUUUUUGGCCUUGUGGACACACUCCUGGCUYGUGUUCAGUCUGCCAUCAGUCAGUACCCCCAGGUCCUUUCCUGCCUGGCUGCUGUCCAGCCACUCUUCCCCCAGCCUGUAGCACUGCAGGGGCUUGCUGUAGCCAAGGUGCAGGACCCAGCACUUGGUCUUGUUAAACCUCAUAUUACUGGAUUUUACAAAAAUUGUUGGAAAUGGCUUUACUAAUGCGUGGGGGGAAUGCGGAGGUGGAGGGAAAUAGCCAAGUGUAGCUGUUGUGAUCAGGCAUAAGCAGGCAGCUUCUGUUGGCUUGCUGAGGGUAAGCCAGCAGCUUACCCAGACCAGUCUCUGUGCUGGCUGGUCAUCCCUUUUGAUGAGUCAAGAUCCUGCAGAAGAGCUCUAUUCCCUGCAGCUAAUCUUGUGGGAACAGGCCCCAAGGAUCUAUAUAAGACAGAACAUCGAACACAGUUUGGGGGGCAUCACAUUGCUCUUGUCCACAUCCUCAGCUUUAGAGUUAAUUUUCAUAUAAAAUAAGGUAAAAUGGCAAGGCAGUUAUCCAAAAGAUGUCUGGCAACUUUUUCAAGGAGGAGGGAGAGGAAGGCCUCAUGUUACUGAUUAUCAAGUGAUUAUUAUUCAUUCGUGUUUGUUUUAAUUCUGCAGUGGCUGAAGGACUGGGAAAUCUUUGGAUAGACAUAGAGGAAAACCUGCUUUGCACAGUCCUGUCUUUAYUUAUUGGAGCAAGAGCUGAAGCCUAAAAAUCCCUCAGUUGUGAGCUGUGCUCUGCCUCAGGAGUCUUCAUUAUCUCUGAGCAAAGAAUGUCUUCUCUCUGGAUUUUGCCAUAAGUAGAUGCAGCCUGGAUCUCAGUAUGGUGGUUGGGAAGUACAGAGGCUCAGCCUUGCAAGAUGUAACACAGGAAAUUUUUUGCUUGUUUGUUUGUUUUUUGUUGGUUUGUUUUAUUUUGUUUCCUGAUGGGGCCACAGUCUCCAUACCUUUUCUUCCCCCACCCAUGUCUGGCAACAGAUUUCAAAGGGAGGUAUUUUUUCUUAUUUAACACUCCCAACAUAAUCAUCUCAUACUCUGUCAUACAUGCCGGAUCCUGUCAUAUUCAAAAACAUUAAAAUGAUUAAUUAUAUUGAGAAAAAUAAAAAUAGCACUUAUUUUAAAGGUUUAUAUUAUUUUUGGAGUUUGAUAGUUGGGGGAAAAGGGCAUUUCAGAAAUUCAGGAUAUUAUGUGCAAUAGAAAAACUUCCUUGCUCCUUUCCAGUUACAUAGUUUUUUUAAAAAAUAAAUGYAACUUAUUGCAGUGUUUACAGCCCAAGCACUGUAGAACUGGAUCAGCCUGAGWGAGCCAGGAAGUGAGACUGGCAGUGACCCAUGGGGAAGUGGGCCAGUCUCCUGUCAGGGUCUGCAUCAUGAAGCUCACCUCAAAUGAUGAGCCAGCUUGGAAUGUGUCAGAGCCUCCUGCAGCCUUGAAGGGUGUCAGCAGCACUGGUGAGAGAAGGGGUUUGUGUGUUCUGGUUAUAAAUAGCUUGUGCCUCCCCAUCAUUAACUGCAGAAGAGGUAAAAAGAAGUCAGGAUAGAUGUGCUGUGGUGUGUGAGCCUGUGGAGUUGUUGCUGAGUUAAAACAUCAUGAGUUUGGGAUGGAGAAGAGCUUAAUGCAUUUUUGUCCUUAAKGACCAGGGAAGUUGCUGUAUAGCAGAAUGUGUACUCAGUAAGCAGARUGCUUUUCACCCCUUGGACAUCUACCCUGAGGUUUCUGCUUGGCCUUCCAGCUCUGGUGUGGUGAAUUGUUUACUGCAUCUGGAGUCUUAAUUUGGCCUUUCUGUGUAUGRAGAACUCGGGUUAGGAAGAAAUCUGUUGCACGUGCUUUGGGAAGAAACAUGCUAAGAUGCUCCCACAGGUGGGUGACUUGGGUCAAUACUGAGGAGUGGAGCUAAAAGAGCAACUGGCUCAGCUCUUGGAAAUAAUCUGGGAUGAUUAAGUCAUUUGCAGUGCAGAAAAGGGAGCACAAGGAGGAGUGUAAGGAAGAGCUGAAAACAGGUAUACUGCAGGCUAAUGAGCUAAUGCAAUCAUGACCAGGUUGUAAGGAAGCUUGUGCUUUGUUAGAUGAUUUAGCAUACACCAGCAGGCUUGCUGUAAAAAAAAAAUUAUUGUACAACUGGUUGGACACACUGAGCUGUCCUUGCUGAACUUUUUAGAACAUACUUGCAAAAUGUGGUUUUACUGUUCUGAAUAGCAAUUUUAAAAAAAAUCUGCCUUGUUACUCUAUCCAGAUAACUAUUUAAAUAGAUUACACUUUCUGUUUUUUGUAUAUAAAUGCAAUAAAUCCCAUUCAUUUUGCACAUCCUGCCUCACCCCAUUCUCACCCUUCAGUCCUUACCAGGGAACAGCAGAUUUAAUUUGCUCUAUGUGAAAACCUUUGUUUGCAGAAGAACUUCAUUAGAAAAUAGUUUUUUUUCUACUAAAUGCUUUGAAAGUACAAAGAGGGUUCCUAGAGCAGGCUUCAUUUUAAGGUGUAUUUUUAUAUAAGAAUUAAGCCUUUUUGCAGUCCUAGCACACCAGGACAGAACAUGCCACUUCCCACACUUCAGGGCCCUGUGUUCAGCACUGGUUUCAAACUCAACCCUCUGCAGGUGAUGUUCAAAUACAUGUACCCACCAGAACAUGUAAUAUUGAUGCUCUGCAUACGCUUUCUGUAAGCUAUGCUUUUGCUUCUGUCUUUGAGUGAGAACAGACAGAGGCAACUGAGUUGUGCUGGAAAAUGUUUUAGUUCAGAUUCUCAAAUUUGAUUCCUUCCAAAAGAAAACGAAGUUGUCUGUGAAGCAGAUGUCCUAUGAUGUGGUGGGUAGACUGCUGGUAGUUGCUGAUCCAAGUGCAAGGGGAGCUUGAUUGCCUUUCUGCAUUAAUCUUUUCUUUCCUGUAUGUGUUUUCUUUUUAUCUGAAUUGCACCACUAUGGAAUUAUUUGCAGAAUGGUACUCCAUUUAUGUAUGUGGGAUUUAAAACCAUAACUGAUGCUGUGCAGGAUGUCACUCAAUUGGUUUUAUUUUGCUUUAUUUUAUAUGUAUUUUCUGGUAUCCUGUACAUUGCAGUGGGUGUGAAGAUAGUAUUUUAAUAUUUGUACAAAGUUUAAUUUAAUUGUUCUAUGUAUAUAACUGCAUUUCUAAAUUAAAAAAAAAAAUUCUUUUGAAGUGAAGCUAUAAUUCU